Messenger RNA from Oncorhynchus tshawytscha (Chinook salmon), 2629 nucleotides. RefSeq names its product DDB1- and CUL4-associated factor 15-like. The record is from RefSeq and is a predicted model, not a curated record. Gene Ontology annotation, cellular component: Cul4-RING E3 ubiquitin ligase complex. NCBI's taxonomy places the organism in Eukaryota, Metazoa, Chordata, Actinopteri, Salmoniformes, Salmonidae. Gene Ontology annotation, biological process: protein ubiquitination.
GUAGUGGAGAGUGUCUGGGACAUGGUUAUAUGUUGAACAGUCGGUACCAGGUGGUCUAUCCCUUCCCCACCUUCCAGCCUGCCUUCCAGCUGAAGAAAGACCAGGUGAUCUUCCUCAACACCUCCUAUUCCCUGGUGGCCUGCUCUGUGUCCCUCUGUCCAGCAGGUGAGCAGGGUCAUUCCUCUCAGAUCCUGUUCAGAAAGAGAGCCACAGCCCCCACCUUAGAACAUCAAACUCCUCCAUCGCCCUCUUCAUCCUCUUCCUCUCACGGGUCUCCCGACAGCCGCCUGCUAACCGCCAAACCAAGCCCCGCCCCUCUUUCACCUAGCCAAUCACAAGCUGCCGCCCGGGCGCGAGAGUUCGCCGCCGACCUCUUCAGACGUGCCCAGGGAGGAGGGAGAGAAAACGAGGGAGGGGAGAGGAGAGGGAAACCGGAGGGAAGCGAAGUAGGAGAGGAGGCCGUCGUGACUGAGAGAGAAGGGGUGAGCGUGGAGAGGGACAGUGAACAGAGGGAAGACGCACAGACGGAUCAACUGACUAGCGCACCACAGACUUCCACUUCAGCUGGGAACCAAAGCUUGUUGCGACCUUUGCAGGAGGACUCUAUUCAGUGUAGUGCGGUGACGUCUCCUGCCUCCUCCUCCUCUUCCACCCCCACUCCUCAUUCUUCUCAGGAAGCAGGCUGCAGCGAGCCGGGAUAUGUCAACUACACCCGCUUGCAGUACCGCAUGCCACAGCCGGGGGCGCCAGAGCAGGAUGCAGGAGGUUAUGAGGAUGAUAAGGUCCAGCUGCCCUUCACUGUGACUGACCUGAAGGGACGCAACCUACAGCUGGUCACUGGGCCCCACAACGGACAGAGUGUGUGUGUGGAGCAGUUGACUCUGGACUUUGAGUACCUGAUCAACGAGGUGAUCCGGAGCGACGCCCGCUGGGCUGCUCAGUUCUGUUCCUUCAACGACUACGACGUUGUUAUACUGGAGGUGUGUCCAGAGACUAACACAGUGGUGAUAAACAUUGGGCUGCUGCUUCUGGCGUUCUCCAACCCUGAAGAGGAACACUGCAGGCCCAACACCUACCACUCCAGUCUGCAGGUGAGCUGGGACCUCAAUACAGGAGUGUGUCACACCGUCGGGGUCGGUGACCUCACUGAGGUCAAGGGUCAGACCAGUGGCAGUGUAUGGAGUUCGUACAGGAAGUCUUGUGUGAACACAGUGAUGAAGUGGCUGGUACCAGAGAGCAGCUCUCGUUACAUCAACCGCAUGACCAACGAGGCCCUGCACAAAGGUUCCUCUCUACAGGUGUUGGCUGACAGCGACCGGAGUACCUGGAUCAUACUAUGAGGGACAACAGAGGGGUGUCCUGACACCAGAGGCUCGGACUGUCACACACACCCAUCCACACACCGACACACAUACAGCAAGCCUGUUUAGCUGCUACAGUAACAGUCAUAGGAUCCCUCUCAAAUGGCACCCUAUUCCCUCCUAUUCCUCCCUAUUCCACAUGUGGUGCACUACGUUUCCAUUAUGCCUGUGGUGAAAAGUGGUGCUCUAUAUAGGACCUUCAGACUCCACUCUGGACCUGGAAACCAGUUCCACUGUUCCCCUCUAAUCAGGGACUGAUUUAGACCUGGGACACCAGGUGGGUGUGCAAUUAAUGAUCAGGUAGACCAGAAAGCAGGCUCCGGACCUCGUAGGGUCAGAGUUGAAAACCCCUGAUUUAGGGAAUAGGGUGCCAUGUUGUCAUGACUCAGUUACGACAUGUCGCCAACUUGAAUCUGUGCACCUGCCUCUGUGUGUGAUAUUGUCGGAUGGAAGAAAUGAGGCAUUGUGUUUUCCACAUGUUCUGUUUUUGUUUGACGAUAUAAUGUAACAUCAUUUGCACCCAUGGAUCCGGAGCUGGACUGAACAAAGAUGAUUUUACUGUGGGUUUUUAGUUCGGUUUGUUUGGUGUAAUUUUCCGUUUUAUGACUGUGUGUGAGAGAGAGAGAGAAGUUGUGUGGUCCUCAUGCCUCUGAUUCUGCUGCUGUUCACGCAACCUAAAGGCCACUCCUCUAAACCAGCUUUGUCCAGGUCUGUCUGACUGCAACAGGGCCUACACAUGAACCGGGAAACCAAUCCUGUUAUUUGUCGCUCUGGAGUGACUGACGUUCCCCCUAGGUACAGAUCUAGGAUCAGCUUCCCCUCCCCCAAUCCUAACCUUAACCAUUAGUGGGGGGUUAAACUGACUGCAGAUCAGUGUCUAAGGGAAACUUCACCAUCGACAGAUUUCUUCUUGGACUGCGUCCAACAUGGCUCCCUAUGUAGUGCACUACGUUUUGUCCAGAGCCUCAUAAGCUCUCAUAGGGCUUUGGUCAAAAGUAGUGCACUACAUAGGGAAUAGGGUGUCAGUUCAGAUUGUCCCCUUUAUAAAUGUAGUUGUAUGUGAUGGAGUUAACUUUCCCAGAUUUACUGCCUAGUCCUUCAUCCCAGGAAUCUUUUUCUAGGAAAGUUACAACCCUAGAUGGAGCAGAGGCUUAUGGGAUAUGGAGUUUAAGCAAGCCUGUCAUUAUCUGGCUGUAUUUUAAGACUGGAAGGAGAGAGCAUGGUUCACUUGAUUAUUUUUUGAUAAAAAUAAAUAAUUGAAAGAUUCA